Molecule: messenger RNA, 1493 nt
Organism: Homarus americanus (American lobster)
Lineage: Eukaryota; Metazoa; Arthropoda; Malacostraca; Decapoda; Nephropidae
Product: galactosylceramide sulfotransferase-like
Exons: 7
Coding region: 131-1441 (436 amino acids)
Biological process (GO): glycolipid biosynthetic process
Cellular component (GO): membrane
Molecular function (GO): galactosylceramide sulfotransferase activity
Source: RefSeq, a predicted model, not a curated record
GCAGCACCUCCUAAUAAGAACACCACGUCCAGGUAAAACAAAGCCUCGGAAGGAGACGAAUCAGUACCGCUUGGGCUGCCGUAGGGGGUGGAGGUCUUCCUCAAGCCAAAACACCAAAACAACCAUAUUGAUGUUAUAUGAAGGACUGCAGAGAAUUUUUAGGGUUUCUAAAACCAUAUGUAGACGAGAAUGGUGGCGGUGUGUAAACGCGACGAUGAAGGUGGUGAUAGUGGUGAUGACGAUGGUGAUGAUGGUGUCACUGACCUACUAUGCUCCACUACACACCUCUAGACUACUUAAAAGGGCCCUUCACCCGCCCCCCAACACCACCUGGCCGCCAUCACAGUCAACUCCAGGAGGUUGUACUCCGAGGCACAAUGUUAUGUUUCUUAAGACGCAUAAAUGUGCUUCAUCCACUACCCAGCGCAUCUUUCUCAGAUACGGUAAGACCCACGGGCUGACUCAGGUGCUACCGCUGACGGGAAAUUACCUGGGGUCACCUCUACCCUUUAAAGCUGGAAUGAUACCAAGGGCGCUAAUGACUCCCGACCAUAAGUACAACAUGAUGGUGGUCCACACACGUCUGGAUGUUGACGCUCUGCACAAAGUGAUGAAGGACAACGCUGCCUGGGUGACCAUCGUGCGAGAGCCUGUGGCCCAGUUUGAAUCCGUCUGGUCCUUCUUCAAUCUAGAGGAGCACUACAAGAUGCCGAUAGCAGAGUUCGCCACCCAACCUUACUCGGCAGUGGUGAGGGAUCGUCGACAAAAAGUAUUCGGAAUCCAUCAAAUGUUCUUCGACUUAGGCUACAGCAGCAUCGAGGAUUAUGAACCUGGCGAGUUAAUGCAGAAGAUCAAGAGAUUAAACGAUGUCUUUGAUCUGGUGAUGAUAGCCGAGAGAUACGACGAAUCGCUAAUAUUGCUUAAAAAUCUCAUGUGCUGGACUACAGAAGAUAUUGCCUACCUCAAAAUUAACGACAGGAAAAGGUGGGGAAGAAUACAAUUGUUUGAGGAGACGAAGGAAAGGUUACGCCAUCUUAACCACCCCGACGUGAAGCUCUACAAAUUUUUCUACAAUAUAUUUGACCAGAAGGUUAAGAUGUUUGGCGAGGAGCGGAUGCAGCGAGAACUAAAUGAACUGUUUAUAGCCAAUGAAAGAUUGAAACUGUCUUGCCUGGUGAGUGAGCUGGACCCCCUAAAAGCCUCGCAUGAAAUGGAUUGGGUUGCCUCAGUAAAUAAACAGGUGGUGAGGAAAGACAACCAGACAUGCGUCGACCUGGCCAAGACGGAACACAGUAUGUUGAACGAAGUGAGGAACAAACAGAAGACGUGGGUGGAGGGAAACUGGAAACAAAACCUUACACAGAUAAUGAUGAAAGAAGAUCCCCCAAAACAGAAUGAAGACUUACAAAAGAAGUUAUUCAAGGUGUUGAAGGCUAACUGAGGUAAGUAUGGAUAUAACUGAUGAAGAAUCACAAUUAUAAACAAUACAAGUU